AGCGCUAAACCAAACCAAACCCAACCCUACCCUAGAAAAACAAAUUCCCUCGCUGUACCUUCGCCUCACAAAUGAAAUGGGAUAUGGAGAUCGAGGAAAUCGAGGCAGUUCUGGAGAAAAUCUGGGACUUACACGACAAGCUCAGCGACGCCAUUCACUCGAUUUCGCGAGCUCACUUCCUUAGCUCCAUCAAAGCCCUCGGGAAAUCCGACAAGAAGAAGCUCUACAACAACGCCGUCGGCGACGAUAACCGGGCCGGGUUCGUGUUCGUGAAGGACUUUCGAAUCGACGAUAGUGAAUCGGCCAUUCAAGAGGCCAAGAGUCUUAAUGCUAUCAGAACCGCUCUCGAGAAUCUCGAAGACCAGCUCGAAAUUUUCCACACGGUACACACACAGCAGCGGGCUGAGAGAGAUGCUGCCAUUGCACGAUUAGAACAAAGCCGGAUAAUUCUUGCAUUGAGAUUGGCUGAACACCAUGGUAAAAAGUACAAAGUAAUUGAUGAAACUCUAGCUUUUGUGGGAGAUGUACAUGAUGCUAGCUGUUUUGUUUCACCUGAAAACCUUUACAGUACACCAGCUAGUCCAUCUGGGGAGAAUCUUGCAUCACAUGAAGGGAAGCGCUCUAAUAUACUAAUCAAAGUUUUUGUUUCUAGCUGGAACUUUGCAAAGAAAUCCCUGAAAUUUGAUCAUAUGGGUGGGAUACUAAGCAAUGCAGCUUUAUUCGCAGUUAGCAUGAUAGCAAUGCUGCAUCUGCAUCAGAUUGCUUAUACAGAGCAUUCAGAGAAGCAAGAAGAUGACAUCAACAGGCACAGAAAUGUGAGAAAAAAUUCUCAACUAGGAGGGCCUUCAUCCUAUGAUCGUUUGAACCACUUGGAUGUGUUCUCGGCCCGGGGUUAAGGUGAAGACCAAAAAAUUUGUUUACAAGUUUAUUAAAGGAUAGGAGACCAAGCUGUUUUUCAAAUUUGAAGAAGCUUUGCUGUCUUUUGGAUUCUUCCCAUGGGAGUUUCCAAAUUUUUCCUGAGUAUGUUGGCAAAGAAUUGGCCCCUUUUUUUUAUGUAUGUCCUAGUUGGAGCUGUUGUCAAAAUGCUGAUUGCCCUCGUUGGUAUUGUUGUUGAGGCAUAUCAUUGUAAGAAAUGAUAGUGAAGCAGGUAGUCCCAGUUUACAGAGUAUUAUCUUUU
Messenger RNA from Theobroma umbraticum, 1177 nucleotides. RefSeq names its product plastid division1 (gene PDV1). Gene Ontology annotation, biological process: chloroplast fission. The record is from RefSeq and is a predicted model, not a curated record. Lineage: Eukaryota; Viridiplantae; Streptophyta; Magnoliopsida; Malvales; Malvaceae.